GCGCCAGUUGCCGCGGGAUCCUGCCUCCUGGCUUCCCGCGUAACGCGAGUUCCUGGGCGCUCUCGCGAGAGGGCUGUGGGCCCCGCCGGUGGGGGCUACCUAGUACUGUUGUAAUGGCGCCGUCAGUUACCGGAGCUGCCUUUAAACUUUUUAGAUGCAAAAUCCACCAGUAUCCAAGUGGUUGUUAAAGAGGGAGGCCUCAAGUUGAUUCAGAUCCAAGACAAUGGCACUGGGAUUAGGAAAGAAGAUCUGGAUAUUGUGUGUGAGAGAUUCACUACAAGUAAACUGCAGUCCUUUGAGGAUUUAGCUAGUAUUUCUACCUAUGGCUUUCGAGGUGAGGUAAGCUGAAGAUUAAAGAAAUGUGUAGAAUAUCCUCCUGUGAUGACAUUUCUGCCAUUGGUCAACAUAUGUUUCUCAACAGAGGCUUUGGCUAGCAUCAGCCAUGUGGCGCAUGUUACUAUUACAACCAAAACAGCUGAGGCAAAAUGUGCAUACAGAGCAACUUAUUCGGAUGGAAAGCUGAAAGCUCCUCCUAAACCGUGUGCAGGCAAUCAGGGGACCCAGAUCACGGUGGAGGACCUUUUUUACAACAUAUCCACGAGGAGGAAAGCUUUAAAAAAUCCAAGUGAAGAGUAUGGGAAAAUUUUGGAAGUUGUUGGCAGGUAUUCAAUACACAAUUCAGGCAUUAGUUUCUCAGUUAAAAAACAAGGCGAGACCGUAGCCGAUGUUAGGACACUGCCCAAUGCCACAACGGUGGACAAUAUUCGCUCCAUCUUUGGAAAUGCUGUCAGCCGAGAACUGAUAGAAGUUGGGUGUGAGGAUAAAACCCUAGCCUUCAAAAUGAAUGGCUACAUAUCCAAUGCAAAUUACUCAGUGAAGAAGUGCAUCUUCUUACUCUUCAUCAACCAUCGUCUGGUAGAGUCAACUUCCUUAAGAAAAGCCAUUGAAACAGUAUAUGCAGCAUAUUUGCCCAAGAACACACACCCUUUCCUGUACCUCAGUUUAGAGAUCAGCCCCCAGAACGUGGACGUCAAUGUACAUCCCACGAAGCACGAAGUUCACUUCCUGCACGAGGACAGCAUCCUGGAGCGGGUGCAGCAGCACAUCGAGAGCAAGCUCUUGGGCUCCAACUCCUCCAGGAUGUACUUCACCCAGACUUUACUACCAGGUCUUGCUGGCCCCUCUGGAGAGGUGGUUAAAUCCACAACGGGUGCGACCCCCUCAUCUACUGGAAGUGGCGACAAGGUCUAUGCCCACCAGAUGGUCCGCACAGAUUCACGAGAACAGAAGCUCGAUGCCUUUCUGCAGCCCAUGAGCAAGGCUCUGUCCAGUCAGCUGCAGGCUGUUGUCCCAGAAGACAGGACCGAUGUUUCCAGUGGCAGGACUGGGCAGCAAGAUGAGGAAAUGUUUGAACUCCCAGAGCCUGAUCAAGUGGCUGCCACAAAUCAGGGCAUGGAGGAGGAGACAACAGAGGGGACUUCGGAAACAUCAGAGAAGAAAGGGCCCCCUUCCAGCCCAGGCAACCCCAGAAAGAGGCCUCGGGAAAGCUCUGAUGUAGAAAUGGUGGAAGAUGAUUCCCGAAAGGACAUGACAGCAGCAUGUACCCCUCGACGGAGGAUCAUCAACCUCACCAGUGUUCUGAGCCUCCAGGAAGAAAUUAACGAGCGGGGACAUGAGACACUCCGAGAGAUGCUGCAUAACCACUCCUUUGUGGGCUGCGUGAAUCCUCAGUGGGCCCUGGCUCAGCAUCAGACGAAGUUAUACCUUCUCAACACCACCAAAUUGAGUGAAGAACUGUUCUAUCAGAUACUCAUUUAUGAUUUUGCCAAUUUUGGUGUUCUGAGGCUCUCGGAGCCUGCACCGCUGUUUGAGCUGGCCAUGCUCGCCCUGGACAGUCCCGAGAGCGGCUGGACGGAGGAGGAUGGUCCCAAAGAAGGACUUGCUGAGUACAUUGUUGAGUUUCUGAAGAAGAAGGCUGAGAUGCUCGCAGAUUAUUUCUCUCUGGAAAUUGAUGAGGAAGGGAACCUGAUUGGAUUACCCCUGCUGAUUGACAACUAUGUGCCCCCUUUAGAGGGUCUGCCUAUCUUCAUUCUUCGACUAGCCACGGAGGUGAACUGGGAUGAAGAGAAGGAAUGUUUUGAAAGCCUCAGUAAAGAAUGUGCUAUGUUUUACUCCAUUCGGAAGCAGUAUAUAUCUGAGGAGUCGACCCUCUCGGGCCAGCAGAGUGAAGUAUGCGGCUCCUCUGCAAACCCCUGGAAGUGGACUGUGGAACACAUUGUCUAUAAAGCCUUCCGCUCACACCUUCUGCCUCCCAAACAUUUCACAGAAGAUGGAAAUAUCCUACAGCUUGCUAACCUGCCCGAUCUGUACAAAGUCUUCGAGAGGUGUUAAACACAGUCACUUGUGGACUCUGGGAUAUGCAGUUCCUGCACUGUGUCCUGACAAGGAUAGGUCUUACGGUUGAAAACUCCCGUUUGCCUUCUCACUAGAAGCACUCUUUCACAGUUGAUGGACUAAUCAGAAAUAAAUUGUCCAAGGCGUCCUGA
Molecule: messenger RNA, 2546 nt
Organism: Canis lupus familiaris (dog)
Lineage: Eukaryota; Metazoa; Chordata; Mammalia; Carnivora; Canidae
Gene: MLH1
Product: mutL homolog 1
Exons: 19
Coding region: 382-2391 (669 amino acids)
Biological process (GO): mismatch repair
Cellular component (GO): MutLalpha complex
Molecular function (GO): ATP binding; mismatched DNA binding; ATP hydrolysis activity
Source: RefSeq, a predicted model, not a curated record